This is a messenger RNA of Histoplasma mississippiense, 633 nucleotides long. RefSeq names its product Rab1a. The coding region runs from base 1 to 633 and encodes 210 amino acids. Gene Ontology annotation, molecular function: GTP binding; GTPase activity. The transcript is spliced from 5 exons. NCBI's taxonomy places the organism in Eukaryota, Fungi, Ascomycota, Eurotiomycetes, Onygenales, Ajellomycetaceae. Gene Ontology annotation, cellular component: recycling endosome. Gene Ontology annotation, biological process: exocytosis. The record is from RefSeq and is a predicted model, not a curated record.
AUGGCUAACGACGAAUAUGAUUUCCUUUUCAAAGUGGUUCUUAUCGGAGAUUCCGGUGUCGGGAAAUCCAACCUGUUAAGCCGAUUCACCCGGAAUGAAUUCAACCUCGAUUCGAAGUCCACUAUCGGUGUCGAGUUCGCAACCCGCUCUAUUCAGGUAGACGGCAAGACGAUCAAAGCUCAGAUUUGGGAUACUGCAGGCCAGGAGCGGUACAGGGCUAUUACGUCCGCAUAUUACCGUGGCGCAGUGGGUGCCCUUCUUGUAUACGAUACGACUAAAGAACAGACUUUCGCAAACUGCGAGCGAUGGUUGAAGGAGUUACGGGAACAUGCCGACAAGAACAUUGUCAUCAUGCUCGUCGGAAAUAAGAUCGAUCAAAAACAUGUCCGGGCUAUUAAAACUGAUCAAGGCGCGGAAUUUGCCGAGGCAAGGAAGUUGUCCUUCAUCGAAACGUCCGCCCUUGACGCCACGAAUGUUGAGCUCGCAUUUCAAAAUAUUCUUACAGAAAUCUACCGCAUCGUUUCCAGCAAGGCCCUCGAGAAUGGUAACUCAGGACAGAACCCUCUCGGUGACCGCAAGGUGGUAGAGAUCACGAAGUCGCAGGAUGCAGAUGCGAAGCAGAAGUGCUGCUAA